CAUGUUAGAGAGGUAGAGGUCUCGGUCGGUAUGGGUCAUCCGGUAUCAACUUAAUAUAUUCCCCACUUAUAUCUGUUAUUCGAUAUUUUCAUUCAAUUAAAAAUCAUGGUCACAACAAGUUUGUUUUCUGUUCUGGUGUGCUGUUUUGGACUAUCACUGUUCGUUAAUGGACAGAACUACGAAGGGUGCUCGACGCCGAGGGGACGACCAGGAAACUGCGUCGUGAUCACCGACUGCACACCCCUCUAUUCCAUACUGCAGAAACGGCCCAUCGCUUCCGGCGACGCCGACUAUCUCAGGAGAUCGCAGUGCGGCUUCAACGGCCACCUGCCCAAAGUUUGUUGUCCUCUGGAACGGGAACCCUCCACUACUCCAAGGCCCGCUCAGACCACGUCCUCCGGUCAAAACGAGAAUGUAAUCAAUUCACCAUUGUUACCUACAAAAACUCAAUGUGGAGUGGACACUCAGAACAGAAUUUUCGGAGGGGAGAGCGCCGACUUGGACGAGUUUCCCUGGAUGGUGCUCGUCGAAUACGAAAGACCAUCGAAAGUCCGAGGGUUCUACUGCGGUGGCGUCCUCAUCAACGAAAAAUACGUUCUCACUGCUGCUCACUGCGUCAUUGGGAAAGAUUUACCAAAAGACUGGAAACUAAUUAGCGUACGGUUAGGAGAAUACAACACAGACACCGACAUAGAUUGUAUAGAUUACAAAGUGGGCAACUACAGAGAUUGCGCUCCGGAGCCGCAAAAUAUUGCGGUGGAAGAAAGGAUACCUCAUGAGGCCUAUGACCCAUACGACGUUAAUCAAGAGAACGACAUUGCCCUACUGAGGUUGGUCAAGCCGGCUGUUUACUCUGAAUAUGUGAGGCCGAUUUGCCUUCCGACGACUGCUGCCGAAUUAUCUAAGGAUUACACAUCGAAAAAUGUCUAUGUUGCUGGUUGGGGCAAGACUGAAAAUCGUUCCGAAAGCAACAUAAAGCUUAAAUUAAUGGUUCCUGUACGAAGUCCGCAAGAUUGCACGUCCACUUAUCGCAAAGCCAACGUGAACCUGUCACCCCAAAAUCAAAUAUGCGCUGGAGGCAUCAAGGGAAAGGACUCGUGUAGAGGUGACAGUGGUGGACCGUUGAUGAGUUUAGAGGCCAAUGAAGGAAGCAUCAAUUGGUUCUCCAUUGGCGUGGUAUCGUUCGGUCCCACACCGUGUGGUAUGGAGAAUUGGCCGGGAGUCUAUACGAAUGUUGCCAACUAUGUACGCUGGAUAGUUGGAAAGUUGCGCCCUUAACUCCACGAUUCACACAAGAAGCGGCAAUAUAUUACAUAAGAUCUAUAAUUGACUGUGCUACACGUGCUACAGGGUACACUGUUGUUGCACUUCUCUUCUUUAACUUGCUGUUUAAUUUUUAACUUGUGAUAAGAUACUUAAUCAAUAAAUUUUAUUCCUAACA
Messenger RNA from Aethina tumida (small hive beetle), 1441 nucleotides. Its product is annotated as CLIP domain-containing serine protease HP8-like. The record is from RefSeq and is a predicted model, not a curated record. NCBI's taxonomy places the organism in Eukaryota, Metazoa, Arthropoda, Insecta, Coleoptera, Nitidulidae. Gene Ontology annotation, biological process: proteolysis. Gene Ontology annotation, molecular function: serine-type endopeptidase activity. Bases 106 to 1278 code for a protein of 390 amino acids. The transcript has 7 exons.